This is a messenger RNA of Melanotaenia boesemani (Boeseman's rainbowfish), 1319 nucleotides long. It is a transcript of the gene armc1l, whose product is annotated as armadillo repeat containing 1, like. The transcript is spliced from 7 exons. NCBI's taxonomy places the organism in Eukaryota, Metazoa, Chordata, Actinopteri, Atheriniformes, Melanotaeniidae. Gene Ontology annotation, molecular function: protein binding; metal ion binding. The record is from RefSeq and is a predicted model, not a curated record. The coding region runs from base 124 to 939 and encodes 271 amino acids.
UAAAAGUAUCCCCAACGGCUGAUAGACCAAUUGCGUUUAGCGGAAGAAAGAGUACGAAUUUUGUAUUUUUGUACACGAGCUAGUGGGCUACUUCUACUUUUGGGUCUGGUAAGGUUCACGAAAAUGAUGGAUGCACUGUCGGUGGUGAGUCAGCUGCGGGACCUGGCUUCAGAACCGCAGAACCGGGCGGUGAUAGUACAGGAUCAGGGCUGUCUUCCCGGUCUGGUUCUUUUUCUGGACCACAAGGAUCCAGAUGUGCUGUUUGCAACUCUACAGACCCUGCGUUACUUGGCUGAGUUGACUCCCAACAUUCCUACCAUGAAGAAUGAACUGGGUAUGAUGGUGAGCUUGGAGAAUCUUUAUGGAAGAGAAGGUCUCUCUGUUGACAUCACAGCAUUGGCUAAAGAAGUCUACAACAUCCUGAGUACACCUACUAAUCCUGCACCUCACACACCAGAGAGGGAAAAGAGAAAGAAGUCCCAGUUCUUUAUCAACUCCUCCAACAAGAAGGCCAAGUCUGUCACACUGCACAUCCAGGGGCUGGACAGCAUUCACCAACGAGGCUUGUGUGAGGAGGCUCUUCUGAAAGUCAAAGGAGUGAUCAGUUUUACUUUCCAAAUGGCUUCCAAGAGAUGUACAGUCCGCAUCCGUUCAGACCUGCCCACUGAGAGUUUGGCAACAGCCAUCGCUGCCACUAAGGUGCUGUCAGCCCAACAAGUGGUGAAGAAUGAGGCAGGAGAAGAGGUUUAUGUCUCUCUGACCUCUUAUGGAGUGGAGGUACAGCAAAACUCAGCCCUUCCAGAUUAUCUCCCAGAGGAAGAGGAGAGCCCAGUACAGGAUGUCGACAGAGCAAUUUCUCGCACCACAGCUAAGGAAGAUUCCAGUGGCAGCUGGCUCAAUGCUGCUGCCAGUUUCCUAACAAAAACCUUUUACUGGUGAAGUGCUGUGAAACACUGGGACUGUGUUACAGAGUAGUGCUGAAAGACUCCUCAUUGUUAGUGGAACUGACAUUGUUAGUUGAGACCACAGGAGUGCAUAGUUUUCAACUGAUGUGACUAUAAAAAUGUGCAUAAGCAACACAUUGCAGAUUUACUCUUGAUUCAGCAGUAGGGCUGAAUGACAAGACAAACACUUAAAGUCUUUCUUGGACUGUAUUUUCUAUUCAACAUUUAUUUGUAAAUCUUUUUUUCUUUUGAAGCUGCCCGUUCUCUUUUCUUUCAUAUGUGAAAAAAAUUCUUGCUACAUUUCUAUCAUUCAAAUCUUCCUCCGUCAUGCUGUUUAGGUUUAUUGUAAAAUAAAUGUAUAAAAUACAUGCAACA